GUUGCGGCUGCGACCGCUUGAACAGGCCUGGCGCCGGCGGCGGCGGGAGCUCCCUUGGGUCUGGGAUGUGAGCGCGGGGCCCUUGGCAGAAGUCAGUGUGAUCUUCAUUUGAAGCAAAGCUGAGAAAUUAGUACCUCUUCCUAACUCUUUCGUCCUGCUUUUUGAAGGCCAUGGCAUAGGAACUUUAACCCAGGAAUACAACUUUGCAUUAGCACCAGACAAGAUUUGUGAUGAAAUGGAGCCUGGAACAAACUCUUUUCGAGUAGAAUUUCCUGAUUUUUCCAGCACCAUUCUGCAAAAACUGAAUCAGCAGCGCCAGCAGGGACAGCUAUGUGACGUCUCCAUUGUUGUCCAAGGCCACAUUUUUCGAGCACACAAAGCCGUUCUUGCUGCCAGCUCCCCCUACUUUUGUGACCAGGUACUCCUGAAGAACAGCAGGAGGAUUGUUCUACCUGAUGUGAUGAACCCAAGAGUGUUCGAGAACAUUCUCCUGUCCAGUUACACAGGACGCCUGGUGAUGCCUGCUCCGGAAAUCGUUAGUUACUUGACAGCGGCCAGCUUCCUCCAGAUGUGGCACGUGGUGGACAAGUGCACUGAGGUUUUAGAGGGAAACCCUACGGUCCUGUGCCAGAAGCUAAACCAUGGCAGCGACCACCAGUCGCCAAGCAGCAGCAGUUACAAUGGCCUGGUGGAGAGCUUUGAGCUGGGCUCUGGAGCCCACCCUGACUUCCCCAAAGCCCAGGAACUGAGGGAUGGUGAGAACGAAGAGGAGAGCACCAAAGACGAGCUGUCGUCCCAGCUCACCGAGCACGAGUACCUGCCCAGCAACUCCUCCACCGAGCACGACCGGCUGAGCACCGAAAUGGCGAGCCAGGACGGGGAGGAGGGGGCCAGCGACAGCGCCGAGUUCCACUACACCCGGCCCAUGUACAGCAAGCCCAGCAUAAUGGCGCACAAACGCUGGAUCCACGUGAAGCCCGAGCGCCUGGAGCAGGCGUGUGAGGGCAUGGACGUGCACGCCGCCUACGAUGAGCACCAGGUCACCGAGUCCAUCAACACCAUGCAGACCGAGCACUCGGUGCAGCCCUCGGGGGUGGAGGAGGACUUCCACAUCGGCGAGAAGAAGGUGGAAGCCGAGUUCGACGAGCAGGCCGACGAGAGCAAUUACGAUGAGCAGGUGGAUUUCUACGGCUCUUCCAUGGAGGAGUUUUCUGGAGAGAGGUCAGAGGGGAGUCUGAUGGCGCACAGACAGGAGGCUGCCCUAGCAGCAGGCUACAGUGAGAACAUCGAAAUGGUGGCAGGGAUCAAAGAAGAGGCUUCCCACUUAGGGUUCUCGGCCACCGACAAGCUGUAUCCCUGUCAGUGUGGCAAGAGUUUCACUCACAAGAGUCAGCGAGACCGGCACAUGAGCAUGCACCUCGGCCUGCGGCCGUACGGCUGCGGCGUCUGUGGCAAGAAGUUCAAGAUGAAGCACCAUCUCGUGGGCCACAUGAAGAUCCACACGGGCAUCAAGCCCUACGAGUGUAACAUCUGUGCAAAGAGGUUCAUGUGGAGGGACAGUUUCCACAGGCACGUGACUUCUUGUACCAAGUCCUACGAAGCUGCCAAGGCUGAGCAGCACACGACUGAGGCGAACUAAAAAUAGGGGCUGGCCUUGAGUGGCGGGCACAGAAAUAGACUAUGGUAAUUAAUGCAAAUCUGGGCACAGAUGAUGCGUGCUACUUGCUAUUAUGAGAGACGCGUAAAAAAAAGAGGAAGAUAUUUCUGAAAGACCAGCUCUAAGUAGGCCAAUUAAAAAAUCUAAUUCCUCAAAUGUAUCUUCUAGUCCUGGCCUGGAUUGGGUGAUGGGGGUGAGUUGCCCCUCCGCCCCGGUGGCAGGGCCGCUGAGGGAGGCAGGUGGCUCGGUGAUGGACACACCUGCCCUCGCACUGCGCCCGCCCGCCAGUUGCGCUUCAGGUGGCAGCAGUUUUUGAUCACUCAUUAUUACAAGGUCGAGUUGAAAUUUUGUUUUGCUCUUACAAUAGAUCCUUAGGUAAUGUGGAUUUGUUUUGGUAGCUGCUUCCCUGAAUGAAAUGCUACGUACGUAAAGCUGCCGAUAAUGCGAUUCCUAGAGUGAGAAGUUAAUUAACAGAGCUCUUAUCUGGAUUUACUCUUUGUGGAAGGAUAUCUAACUGAAACUCUGGAGAUGUUACGAAGGUGACAUUCUAAGUAUGGAACAAGCGAUUCAUGGUACAAGCUUCCGUUUUCAUGUGAUGCCACUGUCACAACGUUUUCUCAGACUCUUGGUAAGGCAGAGUUUGGAUUUGAGUCCUAACAUGGAGUUUGAACUGUUGUACCUAACUAAUUCUUCAGGGUGCCAGAGAUAGGUUUUGCUAAUUGGUUUGCUGUCCCAGAUCCUGUUUCAUUGUAGCAUCCACGCAGUGGGAUCUGCUCUGGCUAGCCGGUGGCCAGCCUGCUGUGGCUCUGACCAUGGUACCGUUGGCUGCUCCAGCCAUUGCUCUGGCUUAGAUUGUGGUGCUUCCGGUGGGGGGAGCCAGAGUCGCAGGUGAGUUACCUGUGAGCUGCAGGAGGUAACGGAGCGCCACGGUGACACUCCUUCAGAGAGUGGCUGAGAAGCAGGAUCUCCCGCGUGGGAGGUCGCACUUGAGGGGGGGAAAUCUGCCCAAGAAGAGUCUUGAAAAAUACACUGGUGGGGGAUCCUCUUUUUGAGGGUGCACUGAGCUAAUGCUGCCUGCUCUCUGUGAGUGCUGGAAUGUGUUUGAAAAGGGGAAAGAAGGAGUCCUAAUUUAGCAGAGUUGUCUACAGAUCCAUGCUCCCAAGUGACAGAUAAAGCUGCAUAAAUUUACACGUCCACACAGCUAUACCUACCCAGAACGCAAGAAAAGCAGCUAUUCCGAGCGCUCUCUGGCGCUGGGUCAGAUGUUUUAGGCUAAAAAGGAGGCGUACGUUCAGAGUGCUUAACGCUGUGGAUCGUACCUGAGGUUGGUGCCCGCGUAGGACAGGGUGCUACUGUGAUGCCAUCUUUCCCAUACACUUUCUGGUCUCGUGUUUCUAAGUAGAAACUGCUUUUUCCUCAAAAUAACUUUCCUUGGACUUGGGGUGAAAAUUUUGUUUUAGAAGUUUGGCCUUGCUCUAAUAGACAUUGCUGGCAAUGGCCUUUGACCUUCAAGCUCCUAACUGGAUGGGGAAAGAAAAAAUACUUAUUUACCAAUUAAUUCUUGUAAUCAAGACUACAAAACAGGGAUUUAUUCACUAACACUGUAUCAUUCUCGAUAUAUAAAAGCACUUUGUAUUUAAAACUUUAUUAUAAAUAUAUAUAUAUUGUUUUUUUAACCUAGAAACUAGACAUUACCUCUUGGUUGUUUGCCACAUUAAAAUCAUCUUCUCUUAGUGUUAAGACCUCACCAGUCAGCAGUCCUUUCUCCGUGUAGCCGACAGGUGUGUAGAGGUGACUGUCCCAUCAGGCCAUGGGGACAGAUGUGAGGAGAACGUCCUGUGUUAACUCCCACCCAUUUCAGUACGAAGGCCAGAAAGCCAUUUUGUACUGCCAGGAGCUCACGCCCUCUCCGCGGGUGCGAAGCCGUCUGUCUGUCUGAAGGUUUGGGGUGCUGUUCCCCAUUGGGUGUGGCUGCAGAUGAGCAGGGGGCUGUUUUGGGAGAAGAGUCUGAGAGGUCAAGCGAAUCCCUAGGAAGUCAGGGUCCUGCGGUCUUGCCGACUCAGCGUGGCACCUGCUCUGAGUUGGGGUGGAGGCGUUUUUGUUCCGCCAGGCGGCAGUUGGGGAGCAGGCAGUUGUGCUGGGCCUAUGUAAUGUGUUGUGAAGGGAGGAGCAUCUUUGAGAUGCUGUGUCUACAUCCGCUGCUAACCAUAGAGUGUAAUGGAAGUGAGCUCCUCCCGUCUGCUGGCUGGGGCUGGCAGGGUGGGCAGCUGUGCCCUGUGGAGAAGGUUGGUAUCUGGAACGCUGGCCGUGUUCAGAGAAGCCAGAGGAAGGGUUCCCGUAGUGUGCACGUGAAGAGAGAAUUUCUACAGUCCCUGCUUUUUGGAGGUCACAGUGCAUCGCUACCAUGUGAGUCUGUGCCCCGGCCUCGGCACAGCACGGCCGUAGGAACUCACUCCCAGCGAGCAGUAGCUGUGGGGACACGUUCCCGUCUUUCAGGGAUCUUCUCUGGCCUCCAGCCCCAGUGGGCAAGGGCUUCGUGAUACCACCAGUGGCUGUUACUAUCUGUCCUUAAUUUUAAAUCCUCGUGUUACUGUAACGUACCUGACGCAUAGGCUAACCGCGGCAGGACUGUGUUAACUAGAGUCUUCAAGAAGGCCUCCACCAUUCUAGUGAGCGUUUGCUGAGCUGAACCCACCCCAGGUGGGCUUCUGGCUUUUUGGGAAAGCUGCUUCCCUCAGUGGCUCCGUACACCGGAGCAGGAGCAGCAAAGCCAGGCCUUCCCAGAGUCAGGAGCCCUGGGAGGGGAGGGGGGGUGGAGAGGUGUCCCCGGGCAAGGGCUCUUAUGGGGCAGGAAUGCCUGCAGCCAAGCAGCAGCCUCCUCCUUGCUCCAGUGCGGUGACUAACUUAACUUCGUUCAGUGAAACCAGGGUUGGUUUGGUUUUUUUCUUUGCUAUUUACAUAUUUAAAGGUACAGGUUUCUUAUUUCAAAUCUCUACUGAUAGUGCCCUAUGGGAAGAUGCUGGAACACAUUUUGCAAAUGUGACCUUUUUUGUUUGUUUUUAAUUUUGCUUGAAGCCUGUGUCAUGUCAGUUGCUGCUGCCUUCUUUCCUUUUUUGAGGUUCCCAAUGUUUCUCCCAGAAAAUUUAUUUAUGUAAGUCAGGUGACUCUUAGGCCACAAAACCAUUUGAUGAUAAACAGAUUGUCCUUAGGUGCAUAUCUCAUUGAUACUUUGUGAACUGUUAUGCCUGUGUUACAAAAGUUGAAUAGUUUUGUCUUUCUCUAUUGCUGUCUUCAGUGUACAGCAUGGUUUUACUUAAUUGAGUGUUACUGUUUAAUAUUUUCUUCUUAUAGAAGAGACCAUGCCCUUUUGUAUGACAUGUUUUAAUAAAUGU
Molecule: messenger RNA, 5049 nt
Organism: Lepus europaeus (European hare)
Lineage: Eukaryota; Metazoa; Chordata; Mammalia; Lagomorpha; Leporidae
Gene: ZBTB43
Product: zinc finger and BTB domain containing 43
Exons: 3
Coding region: 236-1639 (467 amino acids)
Biological process (GO): regulation of transcription by RNA polymerase II
Molecular function (GO): RNA polymerase II cis-regulatory region sequence-specific DNA binding; DNA-binding transcription factor activity, RNA polymerase II-specific; protein binding
Source: RefSeq, a predicted model, not a curated record